Molecule: messenger RNA, 1535 nt
Organism: Bubalus bubalis (water buffalo)
Lineage: Eukaryota; Metazoa; Chordata; Mammalia; Artiodactyla; Bovidae
Gene: PRAF2
Product: PRA1 domain family member 2
Exons: 3
Coding region: 323-859 (178 amino acids)
Cellular component (GO): membrane
Source: RefSeq, a predicted model, not a curated record
UUCUUUAAGGUCUGGCUACUGGGUGCCAGAACAGCCAGCAUGUCCCUCAACCGGCCCUGUGGCGCCCCCGCGUGGGGGUGGAUGGGAAUGUCUCGCCCCAUAGCGCAGACUUAAUUUCCCGGCAGCCCCUGCCAGCCUACAGUUCCGGUUUGUUGCCUUCACUUCCGGUCACGUGCAUCGGUGCACAUGCGCAGCCACUGGGUCGUCCGGGUAGCGGCUGAAGGGUCCAGACUUCAUUUCCCGGUGUGCCCCGUGUUGGCGCGGGGUGGUACGGGUGUUGUAGUCCGACCGCUUCUCUGGUCCAGCUACAUCGACAGGCAGGAUGUCGGAGGUGCGGCUGCCACCGCUACGCGCCCUGGACGACUUCGUUUUGGGGUCCGCGCGUCUGGUGGCCCCGGAUCCUUGCGACCCACAGCGAUGGUGCCACCGCGUCAUCAACAACCUCCUCUACUACCAAACCAACUACCUUAUCUGCUUCGGCCUUGGUCUCGCUUUGGCCGGGUACGUGCGCCCGCUGCACACCCUCCUAAGCGCGCUGGUAGUGGCGGUGGCCCUUGGCAUGCUGGUGUGCGCGGCUGAGAAUCGAGCCGCCGUGCGCCGCUGCCGUCGCAGCCACCCAGCCGCCUGCCUGGCCGCAGUGCUUGCCGUCGGCUUCCUCGUUCUCUGGGCCGCGGGCGGCGCUGGCACCUUCCUGCUCAGCAUCGCCGGGCCAGUGCUUCUGAUCCUGGUGCAUGCGUCACUGCGCCUGCGCAACCUCAAGAACAAGAUUGAGAACAAGAUCGAGAGCAUUGGUCUCAAGCGGACACCAAUGGGGCUGCUACUGGAGGCGCUGGGACAAGAACAGGAGGCUGGAUCCUAGGGGCCUGGGAUCUGUACCCAAAGGCAUGGAGAAUGCCAUCCCCACCCCGGCCCGAACCCAGAGCCCUUGCCCAACCUUUAAAAUAGGAGCCUCCCACCCAGUUCAAAAGACAACUGCAACCCUUUCCCCAGGUCCCAAACUGGGAUAUUCCCUCAUACCCACCCCCACCCCCAUUUUAGGAAACCAGAGUCUUCCCAGCCCUGAACUUGGACCCAGAGACACAUCCAGCCCAAAACUGAGCGUUGGAGACCAGAGCACCAUAGCCAACCUCAAACUCUAGGUCCACACCCCCAACCCCAAUCUGGGACCCAUCUAUCCUCCAUGCUCAGUCCCAAAGCUGGGGUCUGGGACCGAGGCAUUCUCAAAUCCUGAACCCUGAACCAAGGCUUUUCCAGACGCCACCCCAGCUUGGAACCCAGGAUCCAAGUGUUCUCAGCCCCCAUCAGGGUAGAGGAUUCAGGUAUCCUGACCCCAUUGAACCCUUGGUCCCAGGUGACCCCAACACUCACCAGUCCCACUUGCCUCCCUCCAGCUCUGCUUAGGAGUUCUGCCACUUCUCCGAAAAAUUCCACAGUGACAAGGACCGUGGGGUGGGGUGUGGGGGUAGCCCUGACCAGGAAUGGGGCAUAUAUAGCAGUAUUGCUGCAACAAUAAAGGCUGUUGCAUUGCUCGUCAA